This is a messenger RNA of Trichoderma citrinoviride, 1119 nucleotides long. RefSeq lists its product as hypothetical. The record is from RefSeq and is a predicted model, not a curated record. NCBI's taxonomy places the organism in Eukaryota, Fungi, Ascomycota, Sordariomycetes, Hypocreales, Hypocreaceae. Bases 1 to 1119 code for a protein of 372 amino acids. The transcript is spliced from 3 exons.
AUGGCGCUGCAGACUGUCACAUUCCCAAUUGUUCCGGUGGUCAGGACGCACAUUAUCGUCAACAGCAUCCUCGUCGCCAUCGCCGUCGUUAUUCUCGGACUCCGCCUUUUCGCACGCAUCGUGACCGGGGCAAAGCUUUGGUGGGAUGACUACUUGAUACUUCUUGCAAUGCCCCUGGGCAUCGGCAUGCUUGUCAUUGAGGGCCUUUAUGCGCCGAUGGGAGUUGGACGUCCGGUCACCGAAACGCAGCCGAAUAUGGUCGUCGUCCUGAAGCUGACCGUCGCGUAUGCGUUGAUAUACACAGCGUGCAUCACCAUCGUUAAGCUUAGCAUCCUCUGUUUCUACCUCCGAGUCUUCCCCAGCAGCAAGUUGCGCAUUGCCACGCAGAUUGUGAUCGGGCUUGUGUCGUUAUGGGGCUUGGGUAGUCUCAUCAUGUUCUUCUUUGUCUGCCGGCCUUUCCAAGCGACCUGGAAUCCCCUCGCCGAGGACAGUUGCGCAGACCGAAUCUCGACAUUCCUCGCAGUCGGGGCUUAUAACAUCGUUAGCGACAUCGUCAUCCUCGCAUUGCCCUUGCGCACAAUGUGGACGCUGAACACGCGGAGCCAAAUGAAGGUUGCGCUGACAGUACUCUUUCUGACCGGCCUGCUCAGGGUGUCUGUCGUCGCAGUCUGUCGGGUCAUUACAUUGACGCACCUCGACGUGGAUAAUGCAACAGGCACCAUGGUAUGGGCUGACUUUCUCGCGACCCUCGAGGCCAAUCUUGGCAUCAUUUGCGUGUCGCUGCCGAUGUUGGGUCCACUGGUCAUAAAAUACACCAAAGGCCAAGGAGCGAGUAAGAUGGGAAGAUGCGGCCUUUUCGAUCAACCCAGACAAUCAGGCUCGAGACUUCGCAGUAGGAAGAAGCGUCCCGGUCUUGAGACUCUCGCGCUGCAGUCAAUUUACGACCAUGGCGCAGACACGAACCACGCCACAACCGUGUCUGUCGCACAACCAUCCAGCCCAGAUGGAAGUCAGACACAAUUAAAUCCGCUGCAGCGCGAGCUUUCUGGGCAGCCUCGCGUCCGAGGAGGUGCCAUCCUCGUCGAAAGCAAGUGGGAGAUCCGUCGCUCUCAGGCUUAG